CUCCUCCUGGCGCCCAAGCUCUAGUGGGCACCUACCGCAGGGCGUGCCCAGCGGCCUGAAUGCCUCCAAGGUGCCUCCCACGCGUCGAUGAGCUUGGGGUGCUGGGCACUGGCUGCCAUCGUCGCGGGGAGAGCCCCAAGGCUUGAACCGAGAAGUGGGCACCACUGUCGAGGGAGCCUGCUCUGCUGCGUCUCUCCCUUUGCUUCGCCAUUGCCAAGGACUGGGAGCAGCACUCUGGCGCCUGAUAGGAGUGUAGCUGGGGACACCGUGGAGGGAGGCCCCGACUCCAACCCCACGCCACGAACCCUAUCAGAGCGUUCCCUCUACCUCGGCCAUUCUUCACCCUUUCGGACCCCUUUGCCAUGAACCAGCCAGCCCCUGGGGCUCCCCCGCCACCCCGCCGGGUGCGGCUGAAGCCCUGGCUGGUGGCCCAGGUGAACAGUUGCCAGUACCCAGGGCUUCAGUGGGUCAACGGGGAAAGGAAAUUCUUCUACAUCCCCUGGCGCCAUGCCACCAGGCAUGGUCCCAGCCAGGAUGGAGACAACACCAUCUUCAAGGCCUGGGCCAAGGAGACGGGGAAAUAUACUGAGGGGGUGGACGAGGCUGAUCCAGCCAAAUGGAAGGCCAAUCUGCGCUGUGCCCUUAACAAGAGCCGGGACUUCCGCCUCAUCUAUGAUGGGCCCCGGGACAUGCCGCCUCAACCCUACAAGAUCUACGAGGUCUGCUCCAAUGGCCCUGCUCCCACAGAGUCUCAGCCCACUGAGGAUUAUAGUGUAUGUACCGAAGAGGAGGAGGAAGAAGAAGAGCUCCAGAGGAUGUUACCAGGCCUGAGCAUCACAGAAACAGUGCAGCCUGGCCCCCCAAUGGCAUCCUAUUUACCCAAAGAAGAUGCCAAGUGGUCACCAGCUCUCCAGCCACCUGUGGGGCUGGGUCCCCCAGCUCCACCCCCCAACCUCCUGGCACCUCCUCAUGGCGACCCUGCUGGCUUUGGGCAUCUUCUCCCUGGGGUCCUGCCGAACCUGGAGCCUGGGCCCCUGGAUGCCAGCCUGCCCCCUACCGGAGAGCAACUCUUGCCUGACCUGCUGAUCAGCCCCCAUAUGCUGCCUUUAACAGACCUGGAGAUCAAGUUCCAAUACCGGGGGCGGCCACCCUGUGCCCUUACCAUCAGCAACCCACAAGGCUGCCGGCUCUUCUAUAGCCAACUGGAGGCCACCCAAGAGCAGGUGGAACUCUUUGGUCCUGUGAGCCUGGAGCAAGUGCGAUUCCCCAGCCCUGAGGACAUCCCCAGUGACAAGCAACGCUUCUACACCAACCAGCUGCUGGAUGUCCUAGACCGAGGGCUCAUCCUCCAGUUGCAGGGUCAAGACCUGUAUGCCAUCCGUCUCUGCCAAUGCAAGGUGUUCUGGAGCGGGCCCUGUGCCACAGCCCAUGGCUCAAGCCCCAACCCCAUCCAGCGGGAGGUCAAGACCAAGCUCUUCAGCCUGGAGCAGUUUCUCAAUGAGCUCAUCCUGUUCCAGAAGGGCCAGACCAAUGCCCCACCACCCUUUGAGAUUUUCUUCUGUUUCGGGGAAGAGUGGCCUGACCGAAAACCCAGAGAGAAGAAGCUCAUUACUGUACAGGUCGUGCCUGUUGCAGCCAGGUUGCUGCUGGAGAUGUUCUCAGGGGAGCUUUCUUGGUCAGCUGACAGCAUUCGCCUACAGAUCUCAAACCCAGACCUCAAAGACCACAUGGUGGAGCAGUUCAAGGAGCUCCAUCACAUCUGGCAGUCUCAGCAACAGCUGCAGCCUGUGGCCCAGGCCCCACCGGUGGCAGGCUUUGGUGCUGAACAAAGGCCCUGGCCCAUGCACCCAGUCAGCAUGCAAUAACAGGGCUGCAAAUACUGGAUGGCCCAGGUUUCCUUGGUGACUAUGUGGACUGAUUAGCUGUGAUAGCCCCAGAAGGCCUGGCUGGCUGCAGGGUCCUACCUCUGGGUCUCCUGAAUGUGGAUUUGGGCCAAGUACAAAGAAAGGCCAAGCACCAAGUUCUCUCUGCAAAGCUCUGCUUUACAAGGGCUCCAUCUUCUUGGGCCUACCCCUAUGUUCAUUCUAGCUCUGAAGAAACUCAGCCAGUAGCCAAAAGAGCAGGAAAAGAACACCACCAACCUUGGGGGCCUAGUUAUGGUUGCCCCCCACCCCUUUUUUUGGCAAAAGAGCCAAGAAGUGUUGUGGGUCAAGUCCCUCAGCAAGGCCUCUGCUGGGAAUGGGCCUGAUUUGGGGGUUCCCCAGUUUGAGUGUUGCUUCAUCUUCUUUCUUCUUCCUGAGAUGGAUAUGAUGAGCCUUUGUGUUACUGGAUACUUAAGAUUGGCAACUACUCCCCCUUUUUCAGAGUCUAAGAACCUGGGGUAGAAAAUAUAAUUUUAUGUAUUUUUGGAUUAAAAAAUGUUAAAAACAGA
Ictidomys tridecemlineatus (thirteen-lined ground squirrel) is the source of this 2431-nucleotide messenger RNA. RefSeq names its product interferon regulatory factor 5 (gene Irf5). NCBI's taxonomy places the organism in Eukaryota, Metazoa, Chordata, Mammalia, Rodentia, Sciuridae. Gene Ontology annotation, molecular function: RNA polymerase II cis-regulatory region sequence-specific DNA binding; protein binding; DNA-binding transcription factor activity, RNA polymerase II-specific. Gene Ontology annotation, cellular component: nucleus. Gene Ontology annotation, biological process: immune system process; regulation of transcription by RNA polymerase II. The record is from RefSeq and is a predicted model, not a curated record.